AUGCUUCCCGUUGCUGGUAAGGCUCUUAAAAAAGGAAUAAAGACAGUAAAAAGAGGAGUGGGUGCCUAUAAGGAUUUACGAACCGGGGGAGGAAUUGAUUUUGGCGAUUUAUCAAGUGAUAUUGGAGACUUAAAGAAUGGUUUAGCCGGAGCCAAAGCCCAGAUUGAAAGUCAAGGCAAAGCUCUCCAAGGUCAAAUUGACGGAGUUAAGUCUGAACUCGAAGGAGCCUUAAAACAGCAAGGAGAAAAAUUUGACCAAGAAAUCAAAGCCCAAGAUGCCAAAAUUGCUACUUUAUCAGGAGAACAAAAAAGACAAGCCGAAGAAACCAAAAAAGCCUUACAAAAGCAAAAGCAACAGUUAGAAAAAGCCUUACAGGAAGUCACAGAAAAUUUAACUAAGGCUCAAAAUCAGUUAAGGAAAGAGUUGGAUGACUUCAAAAACGAAGUCAACGAAAGAUUUGAGAAGCAGGAAAAGAAAAUUCUUGAUAACAAACGCAAAAUUGAAGAAGAGAAAUGCCAAAGAGAAGCCGAAAUCAGAGAAGUAAAAGACAAGAUUAAAAUUGCUAACACUAAAAUUGAAAACUUACAGCAAGAAAAAGAAGAAUUGCAGGAUAACUUUAAUAAAUACCAAUUCCAAACUAAUCAAAAAAUAAAUGAGGUUCAGACGGAAUUAGAAGACACCCAAGCCGAAUUCCAAUCCAAACUAAAACUCCAAGAGGUCAAAUAUCAGAAUGAUUUAGAGGAAGCCAAAGAAGAGUUUGAAAACCAAACUAAAAUCGUUGAAACUCAAAUUAAAGAUACGCGGGAAGCCCUGGAAGAACAGGAAGAAGAAUUAAGCAAUAUUAAGUAUGAACAAAAGAAAUCCAAACUAGAACAACAACAAAUUUUUGAAGAACUCCAAGAAACAAAUGAUAUUCUUCACUUCCAAAAACAUAAAUUAGACUUUGUGGCUCAGCAAAUGGAAGAAAUUCACGAGGAAGUUCACGACCGCAUGGAUAAAUUAUCCCAAAAGUUAGACCAAAAAACUAAUGAAGUAUUAAACAUUACCAAAGACACCAAUAAAAAAGUUGACAAAUUAACCGAGGAAGUAAAAAACAUUCAACAAACCACUGAACAACUUCAAGAACAAAUCAAAAAGAACAAGGAAGAAACUGAACAAGUUAAAAAAGAGGCUAAACUGGCUAAUGAACGACUAGAUAAUUUAUUAAAAAUUCAGGCUCUUUUUGAUUAUUCUGCCGAACAAUCUAAAAUAAACAAAAUUGAAAAAUCCCUCGAACUCAAAGCCGAAGAAACUAAAUUACUAGCCACUUUAAACUUAUUAAAAGAAACUAAACAAUUAAUCCCAAAGCCCGAACAAGUUGACCCAUCAGCAACCGAGAAAUCAAAAUCAGAAGAGCAAAAGGAAAGUGAUAAUUCUCUUUUAGAAAAAUUUACUGAAUUAGAAAAAGAAACUUUGGCAAGAUUACAAGAAAUUCAACAGCAAAUUAAUCAGAAUAUCCAAGAAGUAGAAAAUUCACCUCCACUACCUCCUUCGGCUACUCAGCAAAAAUUCCAAUCUAUUCAACAGGAAAUUCAGGAAAAGAAGCAACAAUUAAAGCAAAAACAACAAGAAAUUAAGAAUUUAGAGAAAAAGCCUUUUUCGGAUGAAAAUCAGCAGCAAUUACAACAAGCCAAGGAGGAGAAAAAAGAGGUCGUGAGACAAUUAGAGGAAGCCCAAACCCAAUUAUCAGACCCUUCUUUCCAAUUCGAACAAGAAUUAGAAAAGUUUGAGGAACAAGUGAAUGAGGAUAAAAAAGAGGAAACGGAUAAAAAACUGGAAGAACUAACCCAACAGUUAAAAGAAAUGGAGCAAACUGUUGCUGCUUCUCAAAAACAGAUGACAAAGUUUAUGCUGUUCCUGAUUAUUUUCCUCUUGGAAACCGAACAAUUAGAAGACUUAAAAACUGUUAUCCAAAACAAAGCAGAAGUCCACCAAAAAGAAUUAGAACUACAACAACAAACCGAAACUCUCCAAAAAGCAACUGAAAUAGAAGAAAAACUAAAAGUAGUCCAAGCCAAUUUAUCAGAUUCACCAAUGACCUGA
Molecule: messenger RNA, 2082 nt
Organism: Paraglomus brasilianum
Lineage: Eukaryota; Fungi; Glomeromycota; Glomeromycetes; Paraglomerales; Paraglomeraceae
Source: the annotation of a GenBank genome assembly